This is a messenger RNA of Frankliniella occidentalis (western flower thrips), 3974 nucleotides long. RefSeq names its product acid sphingomyelinase-like phosphodiesterase 3a. The record is from RefSeq and is a predicted model, not a curated record. The transcript has 14 exons. The coding region runs from base 716 to 2221 and encodes 501 amino acids. NCBI's taxonomy places the organism in Eukaryota, Metazoa, Arthropoda, Insecta, Thysanoptera, Thripidae.
GUCUGCUCCGUCCCCGUUCGCUUCGUGUGUCGUGUGGUUAGCGUUUGACGUUGCUCGCCGGUAAACUUGACCGCUAAACUUACAUUAUUUGCCAGAUUACUUUGCAUCCGUGUUCUCGAGGCACUGCCAGUAUUUUGCACGACCGUUGUGAUUAAAUUAUUCUAAAAUUUCGUUUCCGACCUUUUAAAGCAUUGGUGCUUUUGUUGGUUAUAAAUGUUUGACGGUUAGUGUAACCGACGUUGCAAUGGAUCGCACCAGUGUUUUCUGCAAAAAGUAUACGUCAACCGUAAACACCAGACUGCCCUGUCCUGGUUUAUGGUCGUCGUGGACCCCGGCGGGCGCGCAGCGCAGCCAGCAGGUUGAGCACCCCGGCGGUGGCGGGAUCGACUCCCCGGCCCUGACUCAGCUCAACUGCAUCCCCUGAUUCCAGACGGGCAACUCAGUGCCUCCGCUUCGCCCAGCCCCAGCCGAGGUGAGCAGGGAGACGCUGAAGCUGACGGUACGCUCCUUAGAUAACGUCUGCCUACAGAGGAGGACCUUCGUCGCAGCUGGGUUGGUCACUGAUGUUCAUCGCUCUGCGAGGGCUGCGCGGCGACCCGGCCGAGGAGGCCCACGGCCUGCUCUGUGUUGCGGCGGUGGGGACGGACGCCACGUGCCACUCUCCCGCGUGCAUGGAGCCCUACAUGUGUCGAGCCAAGGGUUGAACGGCCUUGAGAUGCGCCCUGGCUGGUGGCCGGGCUGGCUGCCCCUGCUCUUGGUCCUUGCUCUCCCUUCGGCGUAUACGCAACCAACAAUAGGACACUUCUGGCACAUAUCCGACCUCCAUUACGAUGUCAACUUCUCGCUGGACGGCGACAUUCGGCACAACUGCCGGCGGUGGAGUGGCAACGGCAAUGUGUUGGGUAUGGGCGAGAGCCGACGUCCGGACGGCAAGUUUGGUGACCUGCACUGCGACGCACCGCUGUCGCUGUUGGAGUCGGCCACCACCGCCAUGAAGGACAUCGCCAAGGAAGUGGACUUCGUCCUGUGGACCGGGGCUGGCCCCGUCACUGGUCACGACUCGUCCACGGCGAUGACGGUGACGUCCCUGCUGCUCAGGGCCUUCACCUCGCAGUUCGUGUUCCCCGUGCUGGGGCCCGACGUGCGGCACGCCGACCACUACAAGCAGGCCGCCGAGAUCUGGAGGAAUUGGCUCCCCGAGGAGGCCAUGCCGACCUUCUACAAGGGCGGCUACUACACGAUCGAACAGAAGAGCAAGCCGCUGAGGAUCGUUGCGCUCAACACGAACCUCUGGCUGGAGCCCGGCAGGUCCACCGCGUCCUCGCGGGACGCCUGGGGCGAGCCGCGCCGCAGCCGGGAGGGCGUGGCCGGCGUGGUGCGCGAGCCCUGGGAGGUUCGCGAGAACCGCGUGCACGACGAGGACCCCGCUGGCCAGUGGUCGUGGCUCGAGUACGAGCUGCAAAAGGCCAGGAUCGCGAAGAAGACGGUGUACCUGGUGGGACACACCGGGCCCGGAGCGGACGAUCGCGCGCCCAACCCGACGCUGUCCAGCGGCCACGGCGGGCUCCUCGACCACCACAACACGCGCUUCCUCAAGCUGGUCAAGCGGAACGCCGACAUCAUUGUGGGGCAGUUCUUCAGCAACAGGCAUUCGGACACGUUUCGCGUCGUCUACAACGACUCUGGUUCUCCCGUGUCGUGGAUGUUGAUGCCGCCUUCAGUGACCCCCCGUAGGACGCAAGGCGGCUCCAACAAUCCCGGCAUCCGGCUCUACAAGUACGACAAUUCGACCGGCAACGUGCUGGACUACUCCCAGUACUACUUGGACCUCAAGCGCGCGAACCGCGAGGGCCGCGCCGAGUGGAAGCUCGGCUACAACCUCACGAGCUACUACUCCAUGCGGGAGGUAUCUGCACGCUCCUUCCAUCAGGUGGCCGAGUCCUUUACCAGCUCCGAAGCAGGACCUACCUCUUUUGCAAGGUACUACCGCGCCAACUCGGCAUUCCUUUACGAUAGUCCGUCAAACUGCUACCCGCAGUGCCAGCGCAGCCACUACUGCGCCAUCACCUGCCUGCCCUACAGUGACUACCGGACGUGCAUGGAGUCGCCGGCGUCAGCCCUGCCCUCCUCAGGAGCCUCAGCGCCCCGACGCCUUCUCUUUCUCCUCCUCAUCCCCUACCUGCUACCCGUUGCCGUCCUGGCUACGGGCAGACCAUCAUGAUGGACCCACCUGCUUGCCUCGGCCCGUCCCGCCGUUAGAGUAGGCUGCAGAGAACAAAGAUUUUACAUGGAAAAAAUCUUUUAAGAUAACAAACGAGUUGUGUGGACCAAUGAAGUAUUUAUUGCCGCUGGCGAGAGAAAUGUUGAAGCAGAGAAUUUGAUAUUUUGUAAAACGUAGUAGGGAACAAAUCGAAGAGGGCAGGUGAGAGGUUUGGGAGGAGUGAGAGUGUGAGUGUGUGGGCGAGUGAAUGUAAGUGCGUGUCUGCAGGGCGCGUAAGAGGAUAUGUGUUGCUCUAUUUUACGAAGUGGUGAUACUGUAUAAUGAACAAAAAACCAUUUGCCAAAUAGGAUAAAAUUUUAAAUAUAUUGUAAAAAAGUAAUUUCUUUGUGUUUUGUGGCACUUCUCAUAUUUAAGUAAAUGUGUUCGCGCCGCUUAAUAUAGUGGUGAUUGGUGAUGCUGAGUGUUUACUCGCCAAACCGACAACUCCCUGGUCGCAUUUCCCAAAACUCUGCUUUCCUUGGAUUUCCCCCCCCCCCCUUUUUUUACGUCGGUCUUUUCAUGGUGUGACGGAAGGAGCAGUAGCAGGGGUGGGGGAGGGUGGGCUUCUCGGUCUGAAUCGAAGACUAGUUCCGGACACGUCCGCGGCGCCGGCGCUGUCGGCCGAGUUAUCAAUCAUGUUGUGCAUCCCCAUCCGUCAUACCGGGUCCGACCAGCCUCCUAAUUCUCCCCUCACCCCCUCCACCCCGGGCUCUUUCCCCGCACCGCCUGGUCUCUUUGAUUACCGGUCCGGGCGAGCGAGCGCUCGUGUGUGCGCCGUAGUCUGUGUAAACGGGGCCGCGGACAGUCGGACAGCGGGGCUUCCCCUGGGCUUCCCCUCACCAUCCCUUGGGCCACGGUCGGGCCGCUCAGGCAGCAGCACUACUAGUCGCGGCGCGGGGGCCCGGGACCAUACGCCAUCGGAGUCUGCGGUUUUAAGUUGUUUCUAUGCAAAUCGCAUGCAAAUGAUGUGACAUGGCUGUGGGAGCCGCUCUGCCGCCGCGUUAAUGGAUAAAUAAUAUUUGUCUGCUCCGUACGUGCGCGUGUGCCUUCAGUCGAGGCCAUCUGUGUACAUAACUGUAUUUUAUUGGCGGGGGUUCCUCGUCUAGGCUUGAACCAGUCCCUGCCGUGUUGCCUGUGAAUAUAUGGUCCAGAAAAUGUGUUAUUCCGUAAGCUCGGCUCGCUUCCCAUGUUGCAAUGUGGCAUGUUUGUAAUUUAAUGAUAGGUCUUAUAUUUUUAUUUUUAUUUUCCUUUUGCAAAACUGCCGUGGCCACAUUGAGGAACCGAGAAGAUUGCAGAAAAACACAUUUUCUAAAUGUGAGAUGUUUUCAUAUAUUUGUUUAUAUUUAACUCUUAUCCUUCAAAAGGUAUAUUUUAACGUAUUGUACAUAUGAAAAUUAGAUAAAUCUCUACGAGUGAGUGUGAAAUGAGUGAAGAGGUAGCGCUAGGGCAAAGGUGGGGAUCUGUAAAAAUGUAACUAAUGUGUGCAGAGCUGAUUGCAAGAUGAUAUUUCCUUCUGACUGAAUGUUGUUCUUUUUUUCUUUUUUGACAUUGUUCUUUUAACGCAGUAAAGUGUAGGUGGUUACCAAUCACAUUAUGUGAAGGCUAUAUGUGAACAUUUUAUGAAAGUGUAUCAAAACGCGGAAACGAUAUGCCUGUUUGUAAUGAAAUUUGUUUUAUGUAUACUGCAUAAAUAAAUAUUAUCGUCAGUUUGCUA